Pyricularia oryzae 70-15 is the source of this 4303-nucleotide messenger RNA. RefSeq lists its product as uncharacterized. Lineage: Eukaryota; Fungi; Ascomycota; Sordariomycetes; Magnaporthales; Pyriculariaceae. The coding region runs from base 883 to 3996 and encodes 1037 amino acids. The transcript has 3 exons. The record is from RefSeq and is a predicted model, not a curated record.
AGUAUACCGGUAUGGUAUGCUCGCCGAAUGGCUUUGAUCCACGCCCAAGCAAGUCGGGAAUAUCUACGGUAUAUGACAGGUUUGCAAAAAGAGGCCGGUUUUAAAUCAUUGCAUCUUCGUAUUUUUACUGAAUCCUCGGGGGGAGAAAGUAUAUCUGCUUGAUACUGACCAUACGGUCAAUUAGUCUGGACCAUCAAGUUGACAAUGGCUUGACUUGAACAUCGUACGAGCAGCCCAGGUGGCCGGUAUCGCUUACAAGUCACGGCUGAAAAGCAAUAUCAUUCCAGUCUGUGGAAGGGAAUUUUUUUGAUUGCCACCAUAUGCGCCGCCGGUAGCCCGGCAGACUCCCGGAAUGCGCUUGUGUUGUCAGACACGAGGGAGCGCGUUGAAAAUCCGGUUCGCUGGCAUUUGGGCUUGGGGGUGGCCACAAGCUAUGAAGAUCUCUUUUUUUUAUUUUUGCUUUGCUUUCUCUCGAGAUGGGGAGGCCAGCCUUCCUCUUUUUUAUUUUCUCCUGGCUAAAUGGGAUAGAUAUUUCCCCGAUAACUUUGACCCAAUUUUCCCGUCGACCUUUUCUUCCUCUCCUUCUUUCAUCAUCCACGCUCUUUUAUUUUGCUUUUUUAUUUACUUCCCUCUUUUGGUUGUCUUUCAACGGAUCAUCCCCUGUCCCCUCACGGCGUGAUCAUUACACACUCGUUUUUACUACUUUUUGAACGCAGCGUUGUUUUGCGUGGUGGUGGAGAUAGCUGCAGUGACUAAUAGGUCAGACGCUCCGGGAACUCGAGAUCAGUCGGAUUACAUACAGGAAGCCAGAUCCUGAUCUCGACUACCACAUCGCACGACGACCGUUUGUUUUACUAUUAAAGUCUUUCAAGACCAGUCAGAAUGUCAGCCCUCACCCAGACAUAUACGCUGCAGAAGCCGCCAGGAGCCAUGUCGCGGUAUCGCAGCUUGAGGGGCAAGAGCGUGUCGGAAACACGCAACAUGGUGGAAUCCAUACUUGGCGGAGACACCGGCUCAGACAAAGGCAAUGGUAGUCCGAUCAAGUCAGCCUUUGGGUCUAGGUAUCGAAAGAGGGCCAAAACCAUCAACGCCAGUGACGUGCCCGAAGUCCCCCCGCCACUGCCGUCUGCCACCGAAAUGAACAUCAGCUUGAGAAAUUCGGCCGCUUCGGUGCAGCCGCUGGGUAACAAAGAGCCCAACACCCCUACAAAGAAAUCCAAGUCUCCGCCGAAGAAACCCUCAACUCCAGAUCUGGAACCCGCCAGCAGGCCGUCCGAGUCGGAUACGCUGGGCGACAUCCGAGAUCAGUUCCCGGCGGUGCCCACUCCUACUGAAGAAAUGCCAGUUGCGACGGCGCUCACGGCUGAUACUGCAGUCGACACAGCCAGCAUCCAGGGCGACGUCCCGGCCAAGCUGCAGCAGACGCAGGAACAAAAGCUUCUUCGGGAGAUUGAGAGGCGAGGACUGAUGGAAGAGGAAGCGCGGCUCAACGCCGAGACGGAUCGGAUCCUGGCGGAGCAGAAACGCAAGGAUAUGGAACGGCUGCAGUCUCAGCUGAGAGCCGGCUCGUCACAUGGCAGCGAAUCCAGCAGCCUGCAGUCUUCGCCUGUGCAGCCCUCGCCGGUGCAGUCAAAGCCGAGGAGCCCUAUGCUUGCAAAGUUCUUCUUCAGGCGGGGGCGGCGGUCCGACGCUGUCACGCUGUCACCGACCUCGUCCGCUUGUGCAUCUGUUGCGGGCGAUUCCAGCAGGGCUACCAGUCUGGAGCCACAACUGAUGCCGCGGACGUUUAUUGAUCCUGGGGCGACUGCUUUUACGUUUCCUCUCCGGCCGGAUUCGCCAAUCCUGAAUAGACAUGGCGCAGAAAGAUCUGUCCAGGUUCGCUGCCGAGGAGUCCGCCACGAUGUCAACGUCACACUAGAUACCAACGCCGUCGAUAUCCUCUUUGCGUGCGCAGUUGAUGCGCCCCAACCCUUCAACACUUGCACCAGCGUCGUCGUCGAGUCAUAUGCGACCCUGGGCCUAGAGCGGCGGCUUCGUCGCUAUGAGCGCAUCAAGGAUGUUCUCAACUCUUGGGACCGUGACACACAGCACCACCUACUGGUUGAGCCGUCCUCAGAAACCUUUGACAGUCACCAGGACCUGGACAUGUCGUCUGUUCCUGGGGGCGAGGGUUCCAUGCCGCCGCCGGGCUUCGUUCUCCAGAUGCAUCAUUCCCAGCGGCCGGGAAAGUGGAGCAAACGCUUCAUCACCCUGCUCGGAAACGGGCAGCUCUUUUCGUGCAAGAAGGCGGACUCGGUCCUGAUCAGCCAGCAGCAAGUCGGCGGCGGCAGCGCGAGCCCGGCUUUGAUGGCCGCCGCCGCCACGUCCAUGGGCGCCACCAUGCUGUGCCACCUCAUCGGCUACGACAUCUACACGCCGACCGAGACGCAGGCAAAGAAGAACCUCAAGCCCCCCAAGCGCUUCUGCUACGCGGUCAAGUCCCAGCAAAAGACAAUGGAGGCCUCGGUCGACAACUUUGUGCACUUUUUCGCCACCGACGACCCUGACGUGGCACGCAAGUUCCAUGAUGCCGUCCACGGCUGGCGGUCGUGGUAUAUUGUCAACGGACGCGGAAGUAGAGGUGGCAGCAGCGGCGGCAGCGGCGGCAGCAGCAGCAACCACAGGGAGGGAUUCGUCUCGGCGUCGCGCCCCCAGCACCCGGCGCGCGAGGACAGUCUCGCGGUCAACCCCAUCCCGCACCCUUCCCCAGAUCAGGAAAUGCAGCUGCAGCAGCGGCCUACGACGGCGACGGGGGCGCCGCAGAUCACGGCGGUGCGGCACAAGCCCAAGAAGAGCAUCAGCCACGUCAAGGUGGCGGGCGGUCGGCACCGACUGCGGGUCAGCAUCGACGAGGCACCGUACACCAUCGGUGACUUCCAGCCGCUUUUGGACCUGGGACGGUUCGACAAGCCGAUCGACGACUUUGGCAAGGACUGGGUGCUGAGGGCCAGUGUGAUGCCGUCGGGGGCGGGUGGCGUCGCCGGUGCGGUGCAGACGCCCGAGGGACGGCCGGAGGAUGAGUUUGCGAGCGGCCAUAAGAAGGUCGCCAAGGGGUGUGUUUCGUCAGAUGUCAAGGCCGCGGUGGAAAAGGCCGAGCCUGUUCAACAGCCAGCUCAGCCUCAGUCGCCCGAUAUGGCUGUCGCACAGGCAGCUCCGCCUCGAACACCUGAAAUCCCAGCAGAGACACCCUCAUCCCCAGAUACGGACGACUCGCACAACCAUGAAGACGUCUACCAGACCGAGCAGAGCCCUCCUUCUACACCCCCCGUGCCAUCUCUGCCCAAGUCGGAAACCAAGUCCUGGUUCCCAUCCGCAUCGGCGCACACAGCCGGCCAGAAAGCCAAGGUUGAAGUACACGUGCACGGCCGCGCCGCAGCGUUGCGGCCGUCGACCUCUGCCGGCGAAAAGAGGACAUCUACAUAUUUAUCUCCGAAUGAAGGUCAGGUUUUCAAAUCCUACUGGGGACUUGGAAACGGCCUCUCGGAUCGUCUCAGAAGACCCAACAUGCCAUCUUCGGCAUCGUCCUCGACGUCAGGCAACCGCCAGCGCCGCCCGCCGAUGCCACACGCACCCCACUCGGGUCUCCAGCCGCAGCAGCGCCUGCCCGACGCGCCGAUGCGGUACGCCCCUGGUGGCGGCAGGCGGCCGGAUCCCAGCGGGGGUGGUGGGGGCGGCCUCGGCGUCAGCAACAGCAGGCCGCCGACGAGCGAUGGGAGCAGCAGCGGCAGGGCGCAGGGGGCGUUUGGCAGCCGCGGACGGUCGAAUACGGUCGGCAACUUGGGUAGGCCGCCCAUGCAGCCGGUGCCGCCGGUGCCACCGAUCAGGGGAAAGAGCGCAGGCAGGCCGCAUGGGCCGCCUGGCGUCGAGCAUUGGUCUAGAGGGGUGGCCGGCGCGGAGCGGGAGAGGGGAGUUCGGCAUGGUGGGAUGGACGGGAGGAAUGGGAUGGUCAGGUGUUAGAGAUUGAACUUUUUUCUUUUUUUCCUGGGCGGUGAAUUGAAGAUUGGAGUUUGGGAAAUGCAUUUCGUAUAGCCGUGGGAGUGAGGACGGGGUGGACUGGGAUGGAGUAUGGGUCAGGUCAGUUGGUAUGGCGGCCUAUGUAGUCUAUUUCUUUUUUUCUUUUUCUCUGUCUCCUUUGUCAUCUCCUAUGUUUUUUUACUCCUUUUUUACGCGGUCAAGACGCUUGACAGGUUAUUUGUUCACGAGUUUUAUAAAAAGUAUCGAGCUGUUUGCACAAUGAUUCUUUCAGGUUGUACCAAGUACAAAU